UAAAAACUUUACUACCGUGGUUCAUGCCUUCAUUUCCCUCAGUCUCUUCGUCCGCCACAGCCAAACGUUGCUCAUCGCCAACGGAGCUUCUCCACUACAAAGUACAAACUUUUUUCUUCCUUCGUCCUCCAGGCUCCAUCACCAUCAUCCUUCCACUGCACAAUCAAACGCAACAUGAGAGUAGAAUUAGGGUUAAAGUUAAGAUCCCGCUUAGUGUUCCCUUGCCCAGCCACCUCACGCUCGCCUCCUCUUUUCUUCCACCUGUAAAACCCAUCUUCUCACCACCCCUCCUUGUCCCCUUUACGGAAACCUCCCCUUCACCACCGGUCCACCACAUCUUCGUUGAUACGUGGUCGUUCUUCUGGACAUCGAGAAACCUGUCUCUCGAUUCAUCUGGUCGCAUCCAUCACGCUCUGGCCGAUCGAUCUCGUUGCACCCAUUACCAUCACUCUUAUCGAUCUUCAAAGGUUAUUCCACCAGGCACUAUAAAUCUGCUAUCAUCAAAUAAUGGAUGCCUUCUUGGAGGAAUUUGAGCAUCUUAAAAUCCGACUGGAAGAUAUAAAGUCAGCCACAUACAAUUUUGAUAUGAGCAACAUUAUCGGAAAAGGUGGAUUUGGGAUGGUGUACAAAGGAGUACUCUCUCACUUUAAGGAACAAAACACAGUUGCCUUUAAACGUCUAGAUCGUAACUUUGGGCAAGGAGACCCUGAGUACUGGAGAGAGAUCCUCAUGCUUUCCCAUUACACACAUAAAAACCUCAUCACUCUCAUGGGAUUUUGCGAUGAGGAUGGUGAGAAGAUCCUUGUGUAUGAGUAUGCAUCACGUGGAAGCCUCGAUCGCCAUCUGAGUAGCAAUACUCUCACUUGGAGGCAACGUCUCAAGAUAUGUGUUGAGGCUGCAAUGGGACUGUGCUAUCUUCAUGAUCCCAACGGGACACAACACAGAGUUAUCCACCGAGAUAUUAAAAGUUCCAAUAUCCUACUUGAUGAGAAUUGGAACGCUAAAAUUUCUGACAUGGGAUUAUCGAAAAUAGGACCAGCUAAUCAGCAACACAGCUUUCUUGCCACCAAUGUUGUAGGUACCUUUGGGUACAUAGAUCCGACGUAUGCGGAGAAGAGCAUCUUAACAAAAGAGUCUGAUGUGUAUUCUUUUGGUGUGGUCUUAUUUGAAGUGUUGUGUGGGAGACUAUGCUUUGUGAAUAACAAUGGUCAUUUUGAGUGUUUAGUGGGAAUGUGGAAAAAAAGCUACAAACAAAAGAAAGUAGAUGCCAUUAUGUUUGAAGAUCUGAAACAAAACAUGGAUCCAGAUUCUUUGGAAAUAUUUUCAGACAUUGCCUAUCAAUGUUUGCAAAAAUCUCGUGAAGGACGGCCAAAGAUGUUACAUGUUUUGGAACAGCUUGAGACCGCACUUUGCUCUCAGGAGAAGUUUGAAGAGGCGAAACAAGCAAUGGACUAUGAAGAGGAACUAAAGGUGUUUCUCUCUCAAGGAAUCUCCGCUAACGGGGACGGAAUGCAAGCAGCAUGCUUGGAUUUCAGGAAGCUGAAACACGGGUGCGAGCAUUACCGUAGGCGAUGCAAACUCUGUGCUCCUUGCUGCAACAAGGUAUUUUGGUGCCACCAUUGCCACAACAAUUAUACCAGUGCGUUAAACGACCCCAAGGAAAGGCACAAUAUUGUCCGGGGGGAUGUUCAGCAAGUUGUUUGUAUAAUUUGCAAUACGGAACAGCCAGUUGAUCAGAUUUGUGGUAAUUGUGGAGUGAAAAUGGGGGAAUAUUUUUGCGGAAUUUGCAAGCUGUUUGAUGAUGAUACUUCAAAACAGCAAUUUCAUUGUAAUGAUUGUGGGAUAUGCAGACUCUAUGGUCGUGAAAACUACUAUCAUUGCGACAAGUGUGGAUGUUGCUAUGCAAAUGACAUGCGUGGUUCCCACACUUGUGUGGAGAACGCAACAAAAAUUGAAUGCCCGGGAUGCCAUGAGUAUCUCUUUGAAUCGAGUAAGAUUAUUACAUUGAUGUAUUGUGGACAUACUAUACAUGUGGAUUGCUACUCCGCGAGGUUGAGAAAAUAUAUAACCAGCUGUCCUAUAUGCAAAACUUCGUCCCUUUUGGACAAGAAGGUAGCCAGGAUUAAACAAGGAGAUUGAUUAACUCUUGUCACUCAUUUGGAAGAGGAUGUGUUAUAUGGCCACCUCAGCCUACCGACUUUCACCAAAAAUUGUAUCAGCUUUGCAUUUUUGUUCCUAAUUUGUAAUAGAAGAGUGCAACGAGGAAAAUAAUUUGUAUUUUGGCUAAACCAUAGUACUGGAUCAUGAUAGAUGGAUCAAAAAAUAAUGGCUAAUAUUACUUAUGGAUGCAAAGCUAUUAUAGAAGCCACACCUUGAGUGGCGGAGCAAGAAAUUUUGAUAGAGGUGGGG
Lactuca virosa is the source of this 2409-nucleotide messenger RNA. The record is from the annotation of a GenBank genome assembly. Lineage: Eukaryota; Viridiplantae; Streptophyta; Magnoliopsida; Asterales; Asteraceae.